Capsella rubella is the source of this 1074-nucleotide messenger RNA. RefSeq names its product senescence-specific cysteine protease SAG12. The record is from RefSeq and is a predicted model, not a curated record. The transcript has 2 exons. Gene Ontology annotation, cellular component: lysosome. Lineage: Eukaryota; Viridiplantae; Streptophyta; Magnoliopsida; Brassicales; Brassicaceae. The coding region runs from base 49 to 1074 and encodes 341 amino acids. Gene Ontology annotation, molecular function: cysteine-type endopeptidase activity.
AAACAUAUCAUAUACAUUUUACUCUCUACUCUCUAGUAGUUUAGUAAAAUGGCUUCGGUCAUGUUCUUGAUCCUAGCCAUUCUUUUGUGUUCAAGAACUUCGGGAGCCACAUCUCGUGGUGGUGGGCUCUUUGAAGCUUCUGCCGUUGAGAAACAUGAGCAGUGGAUGUCUCGGUUCCAUCGUGUUUACGCGCACGAUGCUGAGAAGGCGAGUAGGUUUGAGAUCUUUAAGAAGAACUUAAAGUUCGUCGAGAGCUUCAACAUGAAUACGAACAAGACGUACAAGUUGGAUGUUAACAAGUUCUCUGAUCUCACCGACGAGGAAUUCAAGGCGAGGUACAUGGGAAUGGUGGUGCCCGAAGGUAUGACCGGAAAAUCGCAAGAAACGGUGUCGUUUAGAUACGAAAAUGUCAGUGAAACUGGUGAGAGCAAGGAUUGGAGACAAGAAGGGGCCGUUACACCCAUUAAGGACCAAGGCCAAUGUGGAUGUUGUUGGGCUUUCGCGGCUGUGGCGGCAGUGGAAGCUGUAACAAAAAUUGCGAAUGGAGAGCUUGUAUCGCUUUCCGAGCAGCAACUACUGGAUUGCAGCAUAGGCGACAACAACAUGGGAUGUGACGGAGGGUCAUCUUUGACAGCUUACGACUACAUAAAGGACAACCAAGGAAUCACUAGGGAGGAAAACUAUCCUUACCAGGCAUCACAACAAACCUGCCAGACAACUGUUCCAGCUGCUGCUACCAUAAGGGGAUACGAGGCGGUUCCAAAAGAUGAUGAGGAAGCAUUGCUAAAAGCGGUGUCUCAACAGCCAGUUUCUGUGGGGAUAGUUGGGUCAGGAGAUGCUUUUAAGCACUACUCCAGCGGGAUAUUCGAGGAUGAGGGCUGUGGGACGGAUUCUCAUCAUGCAGUUACGAUUGUUGGUUAUGGUACGAGCGAAGAAGGGAUUAAGUAUUGGUUGCUAAAGAACUCAUGGGGAGAAUCUUGGGGAGAAAAUGGUUACAUGAGAAUCAAGAGAGACGUGAAUGAACCUCAAGGAAUGUGUGGUUUGGCCCAUCGUGCUUACUAUCCAGUGGCUUGA